AUGAGCAAGCAUUUCGCAAAUCCGUUUAAACUCCUGCAAAAACAUUGCCGCUAUGAUAAAAAAAGAAAGGGCUUUUAUGAUGAAGAAAUUGCCUCAGAUCAGCAAAGCGGCUAUGUUACCGAGUGCUUUUACGUUGGCUCUGUCAUAACUUGUAAAAACCUUCCAGAUCUAAAGUUCGCUAUAGCAUCAACAUGUGCUAAAGAAGACAACACAAUCGCCAGGAUAAUCCGCUCCCACAAAAACCGCUUUGACUGAGUCUGCUAUUUUUCAGUUCCUCACAAAAACGAAAAAUUCCCUCACCUCGCUCCAUCGUCUCUUUGUCCAUUUACUAUGAACUGAGUCCCGAGAAAUAAAAAUGAAAAUUAUUUAGAGUAUUAUUGCAGAAAAAUGGUCCCGAACCAUAACCACCCUAGGCUCACCACCUCAAAUCUUCAAGAAAUACCUAGAAGUGUAUGUCUGUCUAACGAUAUAAAAGUUUAUGCAUUGACUCUUUAUCAAGAAGGCUUCACUCCAAAAAGAAUUUAUGAAAAAAUCGUAGAAAAGCAUCCAGAUAUUAUGUUUAAUUACAGAAAAAUAAAAGACUUCGUAAAAUACGAGUGCCAAAAAAAGAAAAUGGCAAUGACUUAUGAAGACAUUAUCAAAAAUCACAUAAAAACGCCUGACACUAUUAUAGAAAGUGAGCCAAAAACAGAACGAUUUUUCGCGACAACGACCGAAAAAAUAUAUAUAUGGAAUAAUAUGAAAGAUAUUAUGUUUAUCAGUACUUCUUAUAAUAUUUACUCAUAUUUUAAUUUCACCAUACUUAUGGUCACUGUAGAUUCAUGAGGAAACAAUAAUUUGAUUGCUUUGACACUAGCCAGGAUUGGAAAUGAGUUAAGCUAUUCAUGAGCGUUCAAGAAGUUUAAAAAACUAGGACUUGUAGACCCAGAAAUUAUCGUUAUGGACUCAGAGCCUGUUUUAUAUAAUUGUUUAAAGAAAUGCUUCCCGCAGACUAAAAUACUUUUCAGUGUUUUACAUGUCUUAGAAAGGCUUCAUGGGAUAUUUAGCAAUGAUUGGACUAUUAUAAGAGAAAAAAUGAUUGGAAUUUAUAAAGCUGAAUCUGAGCCAGAAAUUAUUAAAAAAUUUAGUGAAAUGGUUGACGAAAUCCCAGUCACAGCAAGAAAUAACGAAUUAGAAAAUUUGAUGAUAAAAAGAAAAAAAUGGACGAAAUACUGGACUUGCAACUAUUUUUUAGCAGGGCUUCACUCAAAACGCAGGAUCCGAAACGUAGAAGUCCUGUUAAAAGCUAUCAAUUCUUUGCUCAAAAAAGAAGCAAAAUUUAACAUUUUCAAAGAAUUCGAAGAUAUGCAGACGAGUAAUAAUACAAAAAUUUCCAAUUUCGAGAAACCUGAAGUAGUGCUGGGACUCAAAGGAAUUAAUGGGCUGCAGAAUUUGUACACUGAUUUUUGCAUACAAAAGAUUUUGAGAUCUUUAAAUGGCAUGGAAAAUUGUGAAAUAAAAUCUGAAUUAGGAGAAAAUUUUAUAUAUGUUGAAGAUGACAGACAUUUUUGUAAAGAAGAAUUUGAAAUUGAUGUGAAUGCUGCAAGCUGCAAUUGCAAUAAAACAAUUAAAUACAAGAUACCUUGCUGUCAUCUUUUGUUUACUUGUAAAAAGAUAAAAGGAGAUUUGUUGCCAUUUAUUGUUACAAAUACUUCGAGAAGAUGGCUACUUCCACAAAAUUGGAAUAAGUCUGACGCAGAAAUUUUCCAAAUGAUAAAAUCAAUGCCGCCUGAAAUAGAAAAGCCAAAAAACGAAAUUUUUAUGAAAAUAUAA
Molecule: messenger RNA, 1812 nt
Organism: Blepharisma stoltei
Lineage: Eukaryota; Ciliophora; Heterotrichea; Heterotrichida; Blepharismidae
Source: the annotation of a GenBank genome assembly